AUGGAUGGAGUAGCUUCGUCUUCGUUGAGCAGAGGCGGAGGUGGCAACAAUGCUAUGAGAAGCAAGAAGGACUCCUGGGAUGAAGAAGAGGAUAAACUACUAAUUGAAGCUCACAAGCAAGUUGGAAACAAGUGGGCUGAAAUUGCAAGGAGGCUCCCCGGCCGCACUGAGAACACAAUUAAGAACCACUGGAACGCUGCUAAGCGAAAGAAGAGUAGCAAGAGACAACCCAGGAAGAAGAAGAACCAGACUUACUUUGGGGAAUCAUUGCUUGAGCGCUACGUCAAAGAGGUCACUGCAGCUGAUGCGGCAAAAAAGCAGCUAAAGAAAUCCAUGAAACAGUUGAAAAUAAAGAAUGAGGAUUACAACCUGCAGCAGAAUGCAUGCAUCACUGGGUAUGGUGGCAAUAUACCAGUGAAGUUUAGUUCUAAUGAAAUUGGGAAUGGUUCUGUUCUGAUUGAUGGCACAGAUAACUAUGUUCCAAUGGAGCUUGAUAUGAUUGGAAUUGAGGCCUACAUGAACUAG
Messenger RNA from Arachis stenosperma, 525 nucleotides. RefSeq names its product transcription factor MYB118. The record is from RefSeq and is a predicted model, not a curated record. Gene Ontology annotation, biological process: regulation of DNA-templated transcription. Gene Ontology annotation, cellular component: nucleus. The coding region runs from base 1 to 525 and encodes 174 amino acids. NCBI's taxonomy places the organism in Eukaryota, Viridiplantae, Streptophyta, Magnoliopsida, Fabales, Fabaceae. Gene Ontology annotation, molecular function: DNA-binding transcription factor activity, RNA polymerase II-specific; RNA polymerase II cis-regulatory region sequence-specific DNA binding. The transcript is spliced from 2 exons.